AUGGACUCCGUUCUCCAAGUUGGAUACAACCUGCUCGAUAGGGGGCUAGUCCCAGACUUGGCGCUUCGGAUUGCGAUACGCCUGCUUUUACGCCAACGUCUACGCGAGAUCAACACUGGGUCUCUUGAAGCAAACCACACAGAAAAGAUGAAAUUCAUCGAAGGUCUGCGAAACCACUACACCAUUGCAGACGUUCCCGAGAAGGCCAACGAACAACUUUACGAAGUUUCUACGGAAUUCAUGCUGUCGACCCUCGGGCCAUACGGAAAAUAUUCCGCGGGCUUGUAUCCCACUGGAAGAGAGACGCUUGCUGAAGCCGAGAAAUUCAUGCUGGAGAGUUACUGUACGAAGGCCUAUUUGCGCGAUGGACAGGACAUCCUGGAUUUAGGAUGUGGAUGGGGAAGCCUCUCAUUAUUUUUGGCAGAGAAAUAUCCUAACUCACGUAUCACGGGCUUGUCAAACUCGGCGACCCAAAAGCAAUAUAUAGACGGCGCAGCUAAAAAACGUGGUUUAACCAACGUUACGAUCAUCACAGCAGAUGUCAACACACAUGAUUUUGAUAGUUCGAUAAGAUUCGACAGAAUUAUUAGUGUCGAGAUGCUUGAACAUAUGAAAAAUUAUCAGAUGUUGUUUAAGAAAAUCUCCUCGUGGCUUCGUCCAAGAUCUCAGAAAGCCGAAAUCUCCAACGAAGCAGACGAAUCCCUGCUUUUUGUUCAUAUUAUUUGCCACAAAACAAUGCCGUACCAUUUCGUAGAAAAUGAUGGCUGGAUGGCGAAGAACUUCUUUUCAGGCGGGACUAUGCCCUCGCAUGACCUAUUUGUGUAUUUCCAAUCGGAUUUAACUUUGAUCCGAAGCUGGUACAUAUCCGGAAAACACCACUCAAGAACGCUGGAGCAUUGGCUUCAGAACCAGGACAAGAAUAGAAAAAAGGGAUUGAAGGAACUCCAGAUGGACGCAAUCGAAAAAGGAUACAAUGCUAUUGAAGGGAAAAAGUCAUUUUAUAGGUUCCGUGUCUUUUUUAUGGCAUGCUCUGAGUUGUUCAAUAUGGAUGGAGGAGAACAGUGGGGUCUUGGACAUUACUUAUUCAAAGCGAAAUAA
Molecule: messenger RNA, 1098 nt
Organism: Psilocybe cubensis
Lineage: Eukaryota; Fungi; Basidiomycota; Agaricomycetes; Agaricales; Agrocybaceae
Exons: 13
Coding region: 1-1098 (365 amino acids)
Source: RefSeq, a predicted model, not a curated record